Molecule: messenger RNA, 832 nt
Organism: Tricharina praecox
Lineage: Eukaryota; Fungi; Ascomycota; Pezizomycetes; Pezizales; Pyronemataceae
Product: HotDog domain-containing protein
Exons: 1
Coding region: 163-678 (171 amino acids)
Source: RefSeq, a predicted model, not a curated record
UCGCAAUUUCGGCGCGUCCACAAGCCAACCACAAGCCAAUCGCGAUUCCUAUCCUUGCAUCAAAACGGGAAGCCUCGGGUAGAUACUGAUUUAUCAGGAUCCCCGAGUCGCACUUUGGCGUCGCCAACCACGCAUCACUACUCGCUCGCCAUAAACGCCACCAUGAGCCUCGACAUCUCCGCCCUCCACAAAGACUUCACCUCUGCACCAUGGGUGAUGUCGAUUCUCACCGCGGCUACCACUGAGAUCGUCAGUUUUGCCUUCGUCGGCAGACCCAGAUCCAGGGAUGGCCAUGAAGACUCCCUUACCGCGGUAACCUUCAACACAGACGACACGUUCCGCGCCUACCUUCCCGUCGCGACACCGAGCGAGACAUGCACGUUUAUAUCCGUGGGGGAUGGACUGAAUGGGCACGAAGGCAUUCUACACGGAGGCGCGGUGUCAGCGAUCCUUGACAUCGGAUUAGGCGCGCCGGUAAACACGAUCGCUUUCACAGCGUUUCUAAAUGUUACAUUCAAGAAGCCGCUGCCAACGCCGAGGGUCGUGGUGUGUCGCGCGAGGAUUACGAAGAGCGAAGUGCGGAAGAAGUGGGUCGCUGGUACGCUCGAGGAUGGCGAAGGGACCGUAUAUGCGACGGGGGAGUGCCUGUAUGUUGAAGCGAAGCCGGCGAAGCUGUAAGAUGAGCCAGGGAGCGAGGGCUGGAGGUUAUCCAAAGGGACACAUUAGGACGCUGAGGUGAGCGCAGCGGCAAUGGAAACUAUGUAGAUUAGAUGGGUUUUGGUAUGAUGUCGAGAGAGAGAGAAAACAUCAAUUUAUACGCAUAAAUCAGCAC